AUGUCAGUAUCAGAAGAGAAAAAGAAAGCCCUUCAGGCAUACAAGGAUGAUGAGGGACACUUCUCCCUCGUGAGACAAUUCCGCCUCGCCGACUUGAUCACCAUCAUGAAUGGGGUCUGCGGAACACUUUCCAUCCUUUCUUCCGCCCGAUACCUCAUCAUGUCAUCCAAUGUCAGAAACGUACCUUCUGAAGCAGUAUCAAUCCUUUAUCUCGCGCAUUUACUUCCUAUUUUGGGAUUCGGGUUUGAUGCUUUAGAUGGAAAAGUAGCUAGAUGGAUGGGUGGAGGAUCAAUGUUAGGUCAAGAGAUGGAUUCCCUCGCGGACUUGGUCUCUUUCGGUGUCGCUCCAGCUACUUUAGCUUUCACACUCGGACUUAGAACUCCUUUGGAUACGGUCGCUUUGUUAUGGUUCGUAUCAUGUGGUUUAGCAAGAUUGGCAAGAUUCAACGCUACCGUGGCUUUGAUCCCUUCUGACGCUUCAGGAAAAUCAAAAUAUUUCGAAGGUCUUCCUAUUCCAUCGAGUCUCUUCCUCACUUCCAUGAUGGCAUUUUGGGUCAAACGUGGAUACUACGUCUCAGGUAAAGUAGGUGGUUCAGAUAUACCCUUUGGACUUUUCAAUAAGGGCAGUUGGGCAGAAGUGCAUGGAGCUGCGUUCAUCUUCGCUAUUUGGGGAGCUAUGAUGGUCAGUAAGACAUUAAGAGGAAGUGGAGGUUUGGAUUCGAAGGAAAGGGAAAAAGACGAUUCAACAUUUUAG
Molecule: messenger RNA, 753 nt
Organism: Kwoniella shivajii
Lineage: Eukaryota; Fungi; Basidiomycota; Tremellomycetes; Tremellales; Cryptococcaceae
Product: CDP-diacylglycerol-serine O-phosphatidyltransferase
Exons: 3
Coding region: 1-753 (250 amino acids)
Biological process (GO): phospholipid biosynthetic process
Cellular component (GO): membrane
Molecular function (GO): phosphotransferase activity, for other substituted phosphate groups
Source: RefSeq, a predicted model, not a curated record